AUGGAGGAACUCAUGCCCGAGUUGGUGGGACUGGUGCUCAGCCAAGUCGAGCCGCGCAGCCUUGUCGCCUGCCGGUUCGUGUGCACCACCUGGAUGACCGUGCUCCAUGCCCCCAGCAACGUCGUUGGCAACGAUGGCCACCCGCCGACGCAACAACAACAAGAAGCCAAGCAGCAGCAGCAGCAGCAGCAGUGGAGGCAGAAGCGCCUCACCAGAGAGUUUGCUGCAAAGGGCUGGCUCUCCGUGCUGCAGUGGGCGCGGGCCAACGGCUGUCCCUGGGACGAGCGCACCUGUGCUCGUGCGGCCGAGGGCGGCCAUCUCGAGGUGCUCCAGUGGGCGCGGACCAAUGGCUGUCCCUGGGAUGAGUGGACCUGUGUUCGUGCGGCCAUAGGUGGCCAUCUCAAGGUGCUUGCGUGGGCGCGGGCCAACGGCUGUCAAUGGGACGAGUGGGUCUGUGCCUAUGCAGCCAAGGGAGGCCAUCUCGAGGUGCUCGAGUGGGCGCGGGCCAACGGCUGUCCCUGGGACGAGGAGACCUGUGCCUAUGCAGCCAAGGGAGGCCAUCUCGAGGUCCUCCAGUGGGCGCGCUCCAAUGGCUGUCCAUGGGACGAGAAGACGUGCGGCUACGCAGCCAAGAGAGGCCAUCUCAAGGUGCUCCAGUGGGCCCAAGCCAACGGCUGUCCCUGGGACGAGGAGACCUGUGCGUGGGCAGCUGAAGGAGGCCAUCUCGAGGUGCUCCAGUGGGCGCGGGCCAACUGCUGUCCUUGGGGUGUGUGGACCUGUGCUCGUGCAGCCAAGGGCGACCAUCUCGAGGUGCUCCAGUGGGCGCGGGCCAAUGGCUGUCCCUGGGACGAGCGGACCUGUGCUUGUGCGGCCAAGGGCGGCCACCUCGAGGUGCUCGAGUGGGCGCGGGCCAACAGCUGUCCCUGGGACAAGUCAACCUGUGCUAUCGCAGCUGGGGCUGGCCAUCUCGAGACGCUCCAGUGGGCGCAGGCCAAUGGCUGUCCCUGGGGCAAGUGGACAUGUUCGAAUGCGGCCAGGGAAGGCCAUCUCGAGGUGCUCCAGUGGGCACGCUCCAACGGCUGUCCCUGGGACCAGCAGACCUGUGCCUAUGCCGCUGAAGGAGGCCAUCUCGAGGUGCUUGCGUGGGCGCGCUCCAACGGCUGUCCCUGGGACAAGCACACCUGUGUGAAUGCAGCCAAGGGAGGCCAUCUUGAGGUGCUGCAGUGGGCGCGCUCCAACGGCUGUCCCUGGGACAAGCACACCUGGAGGCCAUCUGAGGUGCUGCAGUGGGCGCGCUCCAACGGCUGUCCCUGGGACAAGCACACCUGUGCCUAUGCAGCCACGGGAGGCCAUCUUGAAGUGCUCCAGUGGGCGCGGGCCAACGGCUGUCCCUUGACCAAGAAGAUCUGUGCGAUGGCGGCUGAGGAAGGCCAUCUCGAGGUGCUGCAGUGGGCACGGGCCAACGGCUGUCCCUGGGACUGGACAACCUGUAACAAUGCAGCCAAGACAGGCAAUCUCGAGAUGCUCCAGUGGGCGCGGGCCAACGGCUGUCCCUGGAUUGCAGAGACCUGUGCUCAUGCAGCUGGUGAAGGCCAUCUUGAGGUGCUCCAGUGGGCGCGGGCCAACGGCUGUCCCUGGAACGAGAUGACCUGUUGGUGGGCAGCUGAAGGAGACCAUCUCGAGGUGCUCGAGUGGGCGCGGGCCAAUGGCUGUCCUGGAUAG
Molecule: messenger RNA, 1722 nt
Organism: Acanthamoeba castellanii str. Neff
Lineage: Eukaryota; Discosea; Longamoebia; Acanthamoebidae
Exons: 2
Coding region: 1-1722 (573 amino acids)
Molecular function (GO): protein binding
Source: RefSeq, a predicted model, not a curated record